Molecule: messenger RNA, 1494 nt
Organism: Aspergillus thermomutatus
Lineage: Eukaryota; Fungi; Ascomycota; Eurotiomycetes; Eurotiales; Aspergillaceae
Product: glycylpeptide N-tetradecanoyltransferase swoF
Exons: 3
Coding region: 1-1494 (497 amino acids)
Biological process (GO): N-terminal peptidyl-glycine N-myristoylation
Cellular component (GO): cytoplasm
Molecular function (GO): glycylpeptide N-tetradecanoyltransferase activity
Source: RefSeq, a predicted model, not a curated record
AUGUCCGACUCUAAGGAUCCCAAGGGCAAGGCCCCCGAGGCCCAGUCUCCCGACAAGAAGUCCAAGAAUGAGAAAGACGGCGCGGUGAAAAUAACCCCUCAGAUGGCGGAGUCGCUGUUGGAGAACAACCCCGCUCUCAGGAACGAGAUGGCCGGCAUGGACAAGGAGAAGGCUGCGGAGGCCAUGCGCAAGAUGAACAUCGCCGAACUGCUGACGGGUCUGUCGGUUUCCGGAAAGAAUCAGAAGGAUAUGGCAUCGUACAAGUUCUGGCAGACGCAGCCCGUGCCUCGAUUCGAUGAGACGAGUAGCGAUACUGGUGGGCCCAUCAAGAUCAUUGAUCCUGAAAAGGUCUCGAAGGAACCGGAUACUCUGAUUGAAGGGUUUGAAUGGGCGACGCUCGACCUGACGAACGAGACUGAGCUGCAGGAGUUGUGGGAUUUGUUGACAUAUCACUACGUCGAGGACGAUAAUGCCAUGUUCCGAUUCCGAUAUUCGCAGUCGUUCCUACACUGGGCUCUUAUGUCGCCUGGCUGGAAAAAGGAAUGGCACGUCGGCGUCCGCGCUACCAAGUCGCGCAAAUUGGUAGCGUCCAUUUGCGGUGUCCCGACAGAGAUCAAUGUGCGCAAUCAAAAGAUCAAGGUCGUCGAGAUCAAUUUCCUGUGCAUCCACAAGAAGCUUCGCUCGAAACGGUUGACCCCUGUUCUUAUCAAAGAAAUUACCCGUCGUUGCUACCUCAAUGGCAUUUACCAAGCCAUUUACACUGCCGGCGUGGUGCUUCCCACACCUGUCAGCUCGUGCCGCUACUACCACCGUCCUUUGGAUUGGUUGAAGCUUUACGAAGUUGGCUUCUCGCCUCUCCCUGCUGGAUCCACCAAGGCGCGCCAGAUCACCAAGAAUCACCUUCCUAGCAAUACCUCCACCCCCGGUCUUCGCCCCAUGGAACCCAAAGACAUUGACGCCGUGCAUGAUCUUUUGCAACGAUACUCGUCGCGCUUUGCUCUGAACCAGGCCUUUACACGGGAGGAAGUCGACCACUGGCUCGUGCAUAAGCCAGAGACAGUGAAAGAGCAGGUCGUCUGGGCUUACGUGGCGGAGGACGCUGAAACGCACAAGAUCACCGAUUUCUUCUCUUUCUACAACCUCGAAUCCACCGUCAUUCAGCACCCCAAGCACGACAAUGUGCGUGCUGCUUAUCUGUACUAUUAUGCAACCGAGACGGCCUUCACCAAUGACAUGAAGGCUCUCAAAGAGCGUCUGCUGAUGCUGAUGAAUGACGCUCUGAUCAUGGCCAAGAAGGCACACUUUGAUGUUUUCAACGCACUCACACUUCACGACAACCCUCUGUUCCUUGAGCAACUCAAAUUUGGAGCUGGCGAUGGCCAACUUCAUUUCUACCUCUACAACUAUCGCACCGCCCCUGUCCCCGGAGGAGUUAACGAAAAGAACCUGCCGGAUGAGAAGAGAAUGGGAGGUGUUGGCAUUGUUAUGCUGUAG